AUGGAGAAGGAGUUGGAGCAGUCGCGCGAUGCAACUAAGGCCCUAAGUGCGAUCGCCGAGAGGGCGGCGGAGCUAGAGACAGAGUUGCCAAGGCUCCAAUAUGACUCUAUAUCGGAUAUGAGAGCCGCCGAGGAGAUGAUGGCUGAGGCUGCUAAGCUCAGAAAGUUGCUAUUGGAGAUUGAAUCCAAGGUGAAAUUGCUUGAGCGAGAAGUUGAAUUCCUGAAGAAGGACAAAUCUAAGAGUAAAGGAAAAAUUAGGAAUUUGGAGAAGAAAAUUGGAGCUCUGGAGAAAAAAGAUGUUGAUGAGAGGAACAAGUGA
Molecule: messenger RNA, 318 nt
Organism: Arachis ipaensis
Lineage: Eukaryota; Viridiplantae; Streptophyta; Magnoliopsida; Fabales; Fabaceae
Source: RefSeq, a predicted model, not a curated record